AUGUCUGCUGCAAUCCCUCGUUUGCCCCAAGACAGCAACAAUUGCAUCGAUCGGUCCUCCUCCGACGAGAUAUUGCAAUUCAGGCCAAACAACCACGAAGAGCUCGACGACUCCGGCGUCUGUUCGCCGCCGCUGUGGAAAAGCAGCCCGAGCCCGUCUCACCCCCUCCUCUGCCUGUCCCCAAAUUCGAGGAGAAGAUCCAUCGCCACCGGCCAAAGGGAGCUUAUGGAGAUGCUGAAAGACAUGCCGGAAUCAUCGUACGAGCUGUCCUUGCAAGAUCUCGUCGAGCAUCACCGACAGAAAAUGGAAAUUGAUGAUGUUGAAAGCCCUCGUCUGCAAAAUAGGGCUAGAGAUCGGGCGGCCGUUUUCGCGAAGAAGGUGAAGCGCAACAGAGGUUUUGAGGACAGGGGAUUGUUUCUGAAAAUGGGUUUCCCGUUUAAUUUGCAGUCGAGGAAGGUUAAGAGGAUUGGGGAUAGCAAUAAUUCGAUGUCGCCCAAGCCUGAGAGGGAUUGGUGGAAGAAGAAGUUUACUGGCUCUAGUGAUAGUGAGAGCAGUAGAGUUAGCAGCGAUAGCGGCCGGAGCUACGGAGGCGGCAGCAGCAGCCAAAGGGAAAAUGAAGGCAUCCUAUCUGGCUGCUGGCAAUUGUUUCAGUCCAAAAGCAGUAAAUCUGUAUAG
Striga hermonthica is the source of this 675-nucleotide messenger RNA. The record is from the annotation of a GenBank genome assembly. NCBI's taxonomy places the organism in Eukaryota, Viridiplantae, Streptophyta, Magnoliopsida, Lamiales, Orobanchaceae.